GACGAUGCCAAUAUCAUCUUCUGUGCCCACUUCAGGACAAGCAAAAAAUCCAGUCCACAGACCCGAAGCUUCUCAUUUCCAUUUCCUCUCUCCAAAUGAAUCUAACUGAGAGAAGAAAUGCAAUAUUCCUCUCUCCCACCAUUUCAAUUUUCAUUCUCAUCAUAAUUUCAUUGGCACCGUAUUCCACUCUCAGCAUCAGAUUCCCAGAUCAGAUCUCCGAAAUUCCAAAGGAGCCAUCCAAUCGGCCCUUGAAGACAGUCAUUUUCGCCCUUGGCAGCUUCUGGAGGUCGGAGGCCCUUUUUGGAUGCUUGGACGGCGUCGUACGAACCACCGCCGGUUAUGCCGGCGGAUCAAAAUUGAAUCCGGAGUACCGAAGCUUGGGAGAUCACGCCGAGAGUGUGCAGAUUGAAUAUGAUCCCAGGAGUAUUAGUUUCAGACAACUAUUGGAGGUAUUCUGGACUAGUCAUGACUCUAGGCAAGUAUUUGGGCAAGGGCCCGAUGUGGGGAAUCAAUACAGGUCUAUAAUAUUUACUAAUGGAACUGAAGAGUAUAGUUUGGCUGCACAGAGUAAAGAAAGGGAGCAAACAAGGUCAAAGAUGAGUGUGGUGACAACACAAAUUCAACAGCUGGGAACAUUUUAUCCUGCAGAGCCCGAACAUCAGAAAUUUGAGCUCAAACGGAAUCCAUUCCUUCUUCAGUUGAUUGGUGGGAACUUGUCUGCAGAAGAGCUCGAGAGAUCUAGCCUUGCAGCAAAACUUAAUGGAUAUGCAGCUGAGCUUUGCCCACCAAGAAUGCAAAGGCAUAUUGAUGCUAAGAUCAAUGACAUUUUAAGGAAAGGUUGGCCCAUUCUAAGAGAGGUGUAAUUUGACAUUUUGCAUGUUCAACUUUGAUACAAUAUCCAAUUCAGGCUCAUUUUUGUGCAUUAAUUCACACCAAUAUCUGAAAUCUCACAAUAGCCUCCCCGUUGGCUUAAUUGGCUGAAGAUUGGCCCGUCUGAAACCGAGCUUUCUUGAUGGGGUCAUGGACGUGUUAUUUCUUGUACAAUAUUCAAAAUUGAACUGAAGCCGAUGUCACUGGAACUUGUUUUCUGUCAAAAAAUAACCCUUGGGAAUUUCUUAUG
Messenger RNA from Olea europaea var. sylvestris, 1120 nucleotides. Its product is annotated as peptide methionine sulfoxide reductase A5. Gene Ontology annotation, molecular function: peptide-methionine (S)-S-oxide reductase activity. The transcript is spliced from 4 exons. The record is from RefSeq and is a predicted model, not a curated record. NCBI's taxonomy places the organism in Eukaryota, Viridiplantae, Streptophyta, Magnoliopsida, Lamiales, Oleaceae. Gene Ontology annotation, cellular component: cytoplasm. Gene Ontology annotation, biological process: cellular response to oxidative stress. The coding region runs from base 96 to 863 and encodes 255 amino acids.